This is a messenger RNA of Necator americanus (New World hookworm), 663 nucleotides long. RefSeq lists its product as uncharacterized. The record is from RefSeq and is a predicted model, not a curated record. The transcript has 2 exons. Lineage: Eukaryota; Metazoa; Nematoda; Chromadorea; Rhabditida; Ancylostomatidae. Bases 1 to 663 code for a protein of 220 amino acids.
AUGUCAGUAAGAAAUCGUACGGCACCCGGUCCCGACAGAAUAAGACCAGAACACUUGAAGAGCCUUCCGCCAGUACUCAUCAACACCCUGGCGAGGCUUUUUACACGUUAUCUGUCGGAAUGUAAGGGAGAUCCACAUGACAUCGGCAACUAUCGUCCAAUCUGCCUACUGUCCGUCAUCUACAAGCUCAUUACAAGAGUGAUCCUUAAUAGGAUUGAAAAAGUCUUGGAUGAAGGACAGCCAUGCGAGCAAGCAGGGUUUCGAAAAGGAUUCAGCACGAUUGACCACAUUCACACUGUUUCGAAACUCAUCGAGGUAUCACGAGAGUACAAGAUGCCGCUCUGUCUCCCCUUCAUCGACUUGAAAAAGGCCUUCGACUCAGUUGAGACGGAAGCGGUCGUGGAAGCCUUGGACAACCAAGGCGUCCCUACUCAGUACAUAAAGGUGCUUCGAGAGUUGUACAGUAACUUCACGACCGGAAUUUCGCCAUUCUACAAGAACAUCAUCAUUGACGUGAAGAGGGGGGUCCGACAGGGUGAUACAAUUUCACCCAAAAUAUUCACAGCCACCCUCGAGAACGCAAUGCGAAAGUUGGAAUGGGACGACAUGGGAGUGAAGGUUGAUGGUCGGCAGCUACACCAUUUGCUGAUAACAUCGUACUGA